Molecule: messenger RNA, 4678 nt
Organism: Dendronephthya gigantea
Lineage: Eukaryota; Metazoa; Cnidaria; Anthozoa; Malacalcyonacea; Nephtheidae
Product: ankyrin-3-like
Exons: 5
Coding region: 280-3777 (1165 amino acids)
Biological process (GO): protein phosphorylation
Molecular function (GO): protein binding; ATP binding; protein kinase activity
Source: RefSeq, a predicted model, not a curated record
CGAAAUACGGAUUUAAAAUUUUGUGGUUUAGGGCAUGAAUGCUUUGCUUUGGUUACAAAGUAAACAGAUCUACCUCUGGCUCGCAACUUCAAUCCAAAUAAUUCACAACAACGCGUCGACAACUUGGUACAAGUUUUCCCGCCAGGCAAAUCAUUUGAUGAUCGAGCAGAAUAUUUGUGCGAGGAAUUGACUUUGUGAAUGCGCGCAGAGAACCACUUUGGUUUGACUUCAGAAUUGUUCUACACAUAACCGUUUCAAAGAUUGCCAGAUGAUAUUAGAAUGACUGAAUCCAAGGAAAAUGAUAUUAUCUUGCCCCAGGCUGAGGGCGAUACAGCUUCAAGCUUUACACAGGGGAAUGUCUACGAGACCUCGGAAAAAUCGAAAAUUAUCGCUACGUCGAAAAAUAAACAAUCCAAGCCUGUGAUUAAUAAUCAAAAACGAGUCGAAGAAAAACUGCAACAAGAAAACAUUCAACACGGAGAAUAUGAUAAUGGUAUAGAAAAGAAGCAAGGGGCAAGUGGAAGUACAAAUGUCUGCAGCGAAGGAAAACAGGAAUUUUGGGAGGAGAUAAGAAAGCAAGUUGAAUGUGGUGAAAACAAAGAAGAUCGUUGGAAGAAGACAAUUCUUUGGCGUGCUUUUCAGUUUAGUCCAGUAGAUCAAGAAAUUGUCAAAUAUUUAGUUCACAAUGGAGCAGACAUUUAUUCCAAGAACGAGGAUGAUGAAACAGUUCUGGGGAUUGCGACGAGAAAUGGUUUAUUUGAUCUUGUUAAGUAUUUUGUUCAAUGUGGCUCUGAACAUAAUUUUCAAGACGAUUGCAAAGUUCUUCAGAGUGCAAUACAGUCUCGAUCUUUAGAAAUUGUGAAAUAUUUCGUUAAAGAUUGUGGUGCUGACUUAAGUUGUAAAGAUAAGACAGGUAAAAAUGCUCUGCAUCAUGCUGUUGAUGUUGGUGUAACAGACAUUGUCAAAUAUUUCGUUGAACAAUGUGGUGCUGAUGUAAAUGACAAGGAUACUAAUGGCUGGACAGUGCUGCACUCCGUUGUUACUGAAGGCAGGCUAGAAAUGGUAAAAUAUCUUGUUGAAAAAGGCGCUGACAUAAAUGGCAAUGACACUGACGGAUGGACAGUGCUGCACUCUGCCGUUACUAAAGGUAAGCUAGAAAUAGUAAAAUAUCUUGUUGAAAAAGGUGCUGAUGUAAAUGGCAAGAAGAAGAACGAGUGGACAGUGCUGCACAGUGCAGUUAAUGAAGAUAGGCUAGAAAUGGUAAAAUAUCUUGUUGAAAAAGGCGCUAAUGUAAAUGGUAAGAAAAAUAACGGAUGGACAGUGCUGCACUCUGCUGUUGCUGAAGGUACCCUAAAAACAGUAAAAUAUCUUGUUGAAAAAGGUGCUGAUGUAAAUGGCAAGAAGAAGAACGGGUGGACAGUGCUGCACAGUGCAGUUACUGAAGAUAGGCUAGAAAUGGUGAAAUAUCUCAUUGAAAAUGGCGCCGAUGUAAAUGGCAGGGAAACAAACGAAAGGACACUACUGGACUUUGCUGUUCAUAAAGGUACGCUAGAAAUAAUAAAAUAUUUUGUUGAAUGUGGCGCUGUUGUAAACAACAGGAAUACCAACGGUUGGACAGUGUUGCACAGUGCUGUUACUGAAGGUACGCAAGAAAUAGUAAAAUAUCUUGUUGAAAAAGGCGCUGAUGUAAAUGGAAAGGGUACAGACGGCUGGACAGUGCUGCACUAUGCUGUUGCUGAAGGUACGCUAGAAAUGGUAGAAUAUCUUGUUGAAAAGGGCGCUGAUGUAAAUAGCAGGGAGCAUAGCGGAUGGACUACGUUGCAGUCUGCUGUUGCUGAAGGUACCCUGGAAAUAGUAAAAUAUCUUGUUGAAAAAGGCGCUGAUGUAAAUGGCAAGGAGAGGAACGGGUGGACAGUGUUGCACAGUGCUGUUACUGAAGGUACGCAAGAAAUAGUAAAAUAUCUUGUUGAAUGUGGUGCUGAUGUAAACAAUAGGAAUACCAACGGUUGGACAGUGUUGCACAGUGCUGUUACUGAAGGUACGCAAGAAAUAGUAAAAUAUCUUGUUGAAUGUGGCGCUGAUGUAAACAAUAGGAAUACCAACGGUUGGACAGUGUUGCACAGUGCUGUUACUGAAGGUACGCAAGAAAUAGUAAAAUAUCUUGUUGAAUGUGGCGCUGAUGUAAAUGGAAAAAAUACUGACGGGUUGACAGUGCUGCGCGUUGCUAUUACUGAAGGUACGCUAGAAAUAGUGAAAAAUCUCGUUGAAAAGGGCGCUGAUGUAAAUGACAGGGAUACUGACGGGUGGACACUGGAAAUUGUAAAAUAUCUUGUUGAAAACGGCGCUGAUGUAAAUGGCAAAAACAAUGACGGGCGUGCAGUGCUGCACGCUGCUUUUACUGAAAGUACGCUAGAAACGGUAAAAUAUCUUGUUGAACAUGGCGCUGAUGUAAAUAGCAAGGAUAACAACGGGCGUACAGUGCUGCAUUAUGCUUUUACUGAAGAUACGCUUGAAAUUGUAAAAUAUCUUGUGGAGAUGGGCGCUGAUGUAAAUAGCAACAGUGCUGAUGGAUGGUCAGUGUUGCACGUUGCGGUCGAUACUGGUGCAUUAGAAAUUGUCAAGUAUUUAGUUGAACAGGGUGCUGACGUAUUAACUCUUAAAAGUAAAAUUGGCGUUCAUACUCUUGGCAUUGACAUCUUAAAGAUGGCUGUUGAAAGAAAUUCAGUUUUUUUGGUCGAUCUUCUUUUGGAGAAGAACGUCGCUGGGUGGAGAGCUGAAACAUUUCUUGUUGAAGGCAGGCAACUGAGUCUUCUUGAAUGGAGUAUCCGCCGUGGUCGUGAUGAAAUUACAACUAUCCUUAAAAGGUCCGUGAAGCAUCGUGAAAAGAUAAAAUUUUUGAAAACAAGGAAUUUUAACGAGUUUGAUAAGUUUGAAACACCGAUGCAGGCUUUUGUCGCAAAGGAUCAAUUCAAAAUUGGUGAUGGUGGUUUUUCUUGUGUCUAUGUUGGUCUCAUGAAGGAUGGAAGUGAAGUUGCUGUUAAGAGAGUUUUGGUACAAAGUGAGGAUGACACAGUUGAAAAUGAAAAGGAAAUUAUGGAUCUCAUUGAAACACAUAACUCUCCAUUUAUAGUGAAAUAUCGACAUUUUCACCGUGACGAUACCUUCAUGUAUCUUAUUGUUGAUCUUUGCGAAAAAAACUUGAGGGAACUAGUUGAUGCAUGCAGUAUUGCACGUCUACAAGAGCAAGGUCCACGAAUGAUUAGGGAAAUUUUAUCAGGACUAAAAUUUCUUCAUGGUAAAGGAAUAUUGCACAGAGAUCUAAAACCAUCAAACGUCCUGGUUGAUAUCGAAGGUCGCAUGAAAUUAGCAGAUUUUGGGAUAAGCCGUGUUCUGAAUGAAGAUGAAACGACAGUUGAAACAGAUACUAAAGGUACUGCUGGAUGGAUGCCACCGGAAGUAAUUGAAGCCAUAAAGAAAAACGAAAAAAGUCGUUUCAAAAGAAAAUCAGAUGUCCACGUCGCGGGUAUGAUUGCUUUCUACGUGUUAACCAAAGGUGAACAUCCUUUUGGAUCUAAGUUAGAUCGAAUGAAAAAUAUUUUGGAGAAAAACUCUGUCAAUUUGAAGAAACUUGGUGAUCGUAAAGCUCGAAAGUUUGUGUCGUGGCUGAUUAGUCACAAGAUUGAUAGGAGACCUUAUGCGGACGAAGCACUGAGAAAUUUUUUCGUUAAUGGAGAUUGCACGAUACAGUCAAAAUCCAAAACUUUUCUAAGGAGAUAAAACCAACGUUCGCGAUCUUGUGAAGUAAAAGAAUGAUCUGGAUUUGGACACUUUAUAAAUCCUGAAUAUCACAACAUGUAUUGUAUUCUUUCGUUGUUGGACUGUUUAUUACUUGUAACACACGCAUUUUAGCAAUUUUAGCACGUGCGCUGCAUUUUGUACAUUUCGUCCACCUUGUACAAGAGCGGGAUCAUUCAUCUAGACAAACCUGUGUUUGUUUUUCUGAUAAUCUUUGUUUAUUUAUGCAUGUUUGCUGGGGAACUGCUCGUCUGAAUAAACUGAUUCUACUUUGCGGCAAACGUUUGCCCAGUCGCAGAGUCAAGCUCUUGUGGAAACCUGGUCAUUUUGCCCUUUUUAAUCGGUUACAAGUGUAUAUAUAUAUAUAGUUAGUUCAUCCUGGUGCCCAAGUCUUUUUGUGUGCUAGGUGCGGCGUUAUUACGGGGAAGAAUUUGGUACGGAGAUCAACUAUCCACGAUGCACUCUACGUUCCUACGCCCAAAUGAUAGCCGGCUUCGGUUGAGGGAUUGCAUGCGAUGUCUUUUGUCUGUGUUUCAUGUAUAAGCAUAGGAAUAUCAUAAAGAUUGUGUGUUGGCCGUCAUGCUUUGCGUGCGGUUAAAUCAACUCCACACUCCACUCCGGAAAAUCUGAAUUUCUGUUUUGAAUCCAUGUAGAAUUUUUACCAUCUUUACUUUUAGGUAUAUUUCAAUGUUAAUUUACCCUUCUACUGCAAAUGCAAGACAGAAAUAUUCUUUGUGACCAUGGUUGCCAGUGAAUCACAUUUCAAUGAAAGAUGUUAAUGAUAAUAAUUAUGCGUUGUUGAUAAUUAUUGUUUAGUGAUAAUCUGUCGAAUUAGUCGCGGACUUACCUUGAAAAAUAUAAACUUUUUUUGACAGUUGAGAGU